GAGGGCAGGUCUCCAGUGUACCUUCCUUCGUAAACUCCGGGAGGGGGCUGGUGGAGGUUCUUGGGACGGUGCUCAGUGACGAUUCCUAGGCGGAGCAGAUUCGAUGAAGAAAGAUGUAAGAAAGAACCAGGACUGGCGGUCUUAACCAUUUCAGUGAAUGGCACCAUCCAUCUACUUAAUUCAAAAAUGUAGGAGAUAGUUAACUGAAAGGAAUCUGUCCCACUACUGCAACCAAACCAGAUGCCUUCUUUUACUUCACCCGACCAAGGAGAGGACCUGGAGGCCUGUGUUUUAAGAUUUUCAGAGUUAGAUUUAAAAGACACAAGGCUUAUCAAUCCCAGUAGCAGUCUUAAAGCCGAGUUGGAUGUCAGUACGAAAAAGAAAUACUCAUUUGCCAAGAAAAAGGCAUUUGCCCUUUUUGUCAAAACCAAAGAAGUUCCUGCACAUCCUUUUGAAUGUAAAGAAAAAUGGUGGAAAUGUUGUCAACAGCUGUUCAAAGACCGGAUCGGCAUCCAUAGACAUGUGGCAACACAACAUGCUGAUGAGAUCUGCCGCCACACUGCUUCCGUGUUAAAGCAGCUGGCUGUGACACUGAACACCUCAAAGAGCCUUAAGCCUGCAGAUGAUAGGAACCCUCUAAAAGGGUACUUGACCUGUAACAGGGAAGUGUCCGCUUGGCUCCCUGAUGUAAGCUGCUUUAGCCCUGAUGAGCUGAUAAGGGGCCAGGGCAGUGAUGAAGGAGAGGUUCUACUUUAUUACUGCUACUGUGACCUGGGGGAUCCCCCCUGGGUCUGUGCCUGGCAGAUGGCUCUGUGCCAGCACCUGCGCCUCACAGGCAAGGUUCGAAUUGCUACAGAAGGAAUCAAUGGGACAGUUGGUGGAAGCAAACUGGCCACCAGACUCUAUGUGGAAGCCAUGCUUUCCUGCCCAUUGUUUAAGGAUUAUAUGUGUAAGGAUGAUUUUAAGACCAGCAAAGGAGGGGCUUGCUGUUUUCCAGAAUUGCGUGUUGGUGUAUUUGAAGAAAUUGUGCCCAUGGGGAUCAGUCCCAAUAAGAUCUCCUACAAGAAGCCUGGAGUCCAUUUAUCUCCAGGUGAAUUUCAUAAAGAAGUAGAAAAGUUUUUGUCUCAGACAAAUAAAGAACAAAGUGAUACUAUCCUCCUGGACUGCAGAAACUUCUAUGAAAGCAAAAUAGGGCGAUUCCAGGGCUGUUUAGCCCCAGACAUCAGGAAAUUCAGUUACUUCCCUAGCUACAUUGACAAAAAUCUAGAACUUUUCAGAGAGAAGAAAGUGCUGAUGUAUUGCACUGGGGGUAUCCGUUGUGAGCGGGGUUCAGCCUACCUCAAAGCCAAGGGAGUAUGCAAGGAAGUGUUCCAGCUCAAGGGUGGCAUCCACAAGUACCUGGAGGAGUUUCCUGAUGGUUUCUACAAAGGGAAAUUGUUUGUUUUUGAUGAGCGUUAUGCCUUAUCCUACAACAGUGAUAUAGUGUCAGAAUGUUCGUAUUGUGGAGCCCCAUGGGACCAAUAUAAACUCUGCUCGACUCCCCAGUGCCGCCAGCUCAUCUUGACCUGCCCUGCUUGCCAACGACGAGGGUUCACAGCCUGUUGUGUCACGUGUCAGGACAAAGGGAGCGGGCUGGCUUCAAGUCCCACCCAGAGCAGCUUUAAAGAGGAAUGUGAGUGUACAGCCCGACGGCCACGCAUACCCAAUGAGCUGCCACAGCCGGUGUGACGGACUCCCCACCAGCUCAGAGCCAAGGCCUGGCGCUGGUGAGGAUGGGCCAUGCUUAUGCGAGUGGCACCAUCAGCAUUUCCCUAGGCCUUCGCAGAGCUAGGUUCACGGUGACCAUACGCUGGAGAACAUCAAAGCUGCGGCAACAGGGAAACAGGGAACGCCAGCAUCAUAAACUGGGUACCGUGUUGGCCACCUAAACUUCAGUGGGGGGAGGAAAGAGGGAGUUGGGUUCUGCCCGCUUACCUGAAACAUUUGACUCAGAAGAUGACAGAGGGGCGCCUGGGUGGCUCAGUUGAGCGUCCGACUUCGGCUUAGGCCAUGAUCUUGCAGUUUUGGGGUUUGAGCCCUGUGUUGGGCUCUGUGCUGACAGCUCAGAGCCUGGAGCCUGCUUCGAUUCUGUGUCUCCCUCUCUCUCUGCCCCUCCCCAGCUCACGCUCUGUCUCUCAAAAAUAAAUAUUAAAAAAAAAAAGAAGAUGCCAGAGCACAGAAAAAAGAGCUGUUGUGGGAUCCCAAAGCCGCUGGGGGAGAGAGCCUUGAGCCUGGUGACCAGGUCAUGCCCUCUCUGUGCCAUGCAGCCGGCUGGUAGUAGUCAUUGGGCUUGUCAGCAGACUUGUCCACCCUGGUGGCAGAAGCGUGAAAGCUAUAGCCCUGGAGGUGGACUCCUUGGAAGCAGGCCACUCAGGUCACCUACCAUCCACCACCUCUGACCUCAUCUCCUCUCUGGCAGCCUGAGAGGCUAAGUCAGGAUUCGCAGACUAUGGCAUUUGACUUGCUUCCUGCUUUUUUGUAAAUAAAGUUUUAUUGCAGUAGCCACACCCAUUCAUUUACACAUGAUCUAUGGCAGAAUUAAGUUACAACAGAGACCUUGUGGUGUGCAAGACUGACAAUAUUUGCCAUCUGGCCCUUUAUAGAAAAAAAAUUGCCAUUCCCUAGUCUAAACUAAUAGCUCAUCUGAUGGAGCAGAUGGUCUUAAAGAUGUGGCCCACCUUCAUUUUUUUAUUGAUUUGGUUUUUGUGAGAGUGCUCCCCCCAUACCCACACGCUUAGCUUUAAGUAUUCUUUUUGGAAGAUUCAAAUUAGUUUGAGGACGCUGACAUUUGGGCAGUUUUUAGAUGAACACCUUGGGACAGAAGACACAUUUUGAGGGAGGUCGUUCUGCAUUGCCAUGGUAGUUUCCCAGCCUUCUGGCCAACAUGUCAGGCACGUGUCCCUGUCACCCUAGUCGCAAGAAAUACAUACGCAACCGUCCAUAGACCAACAGAUUUAAUCUUAUGUCGCAGUUUCCAGUGACGCAGAAUACAGCUGCAGUUGUGUUUCAAGGAGAAGCCUAGUGGGAAGGGCCAUCCCUGCAGCAUGGUGCCACUCCUGGUCCCAUCUGCAGCCUCAGUAGACACUCUCCCUUAGCGUGAGGCCCUGGCUCCACCUCUGGUUACCCUGUACUGUCCACAUCAUCACAGUUCAGUGUGCAAGACUUUGCCUUUUUCGUCAAUAGCCUCCGCGCGGUGCUCUGCAGCUUAGUCUGUGCUCGUCAGCUAUUUGGGCUGUCCUUUGUCAUAAGAUUUGCUGAAUCACUCAUGAAAAUAACUCCCGAGCAACAGAAAUGCUAGUUUAACUGGCACUGUGGUAUAUUAAAAGGCACAAGGGCAUUGUGGCUUAACAUUUUUGCUGGGUCCCAAGAGAUGCACAUGAUGUGAAAAAGGGAUCUGGCAGAAACACCAAUAUUACAUUUACAGAAUAAUCGUCUUGGGAUGGUUUGGCCAGGGUUUCCUAAUUCUUUGAUAUCUGGAUUUUCUUCACCAUUGGCCUUCAGAGGCUUAAUUGACAGACGAGAUCAGUGGUGAUGUGACACAUGGUUGAAGUCUUUAACUAUGGCCGUAAUGGACUAGAAAUUUCCCUAUUGUUUUACCUCCCAGAAGCCAUUGGCCCACUGUGCAAUACAGAAAGGUGUUUUCAAGUAUUUGGCCAUAGGUUUUCACAUCGUUGAGGUUGACACUGAGUAAGGAAAACAUUAUUUCUGAUUCCAAUAUUAAAUGGGAAAUAAAUCCCAGAUGUUCCUAAAGAACACUCAGGGAAAUGUUUGCUGCCUGGGAUUGGUGAAGAAAGGAUGGCUUUUGCAACUUGAAAUUUCACUGGCUUUUCAAUCAUUUCCUCAUAUCCAGCAAAAGGAACCUCACGUUCUUUGAAUCAUGGCAGAGCUCUGUGGCCUUCAAUCGCUCUUUCAUGGGGGGCAACAUUGUGCUUCCUGACCCACUGAUCAAUUGGGCAACUUUAAUCUUGAGGUCCUUAAAAUUUAAAGGAGGAUUAAUAACGAUGAUCUGUUCACUAAAUGCCUAAGAUCAAAUUCAUAAUAAAGUAUUUUAUAAUGCUUUUCAA
Acinonyx jubatus (cheetah) is the source of this 4103-nucleotide messenger RNA. It is a transcript of the gene TSTD2, whose product is annotated as thiosulfate sulfurtransferase like domain containing 2. The transcript has 11 exons. NCBI's taxonomy places the organism in Eukaryota, Metazoa, Chordata, Mammalia, Carnivora, Felidae. The coding region runs from base 241 to 1728 and encodes 495 amino acids. The record is from RefSeq and is a predicted model, not a curated record.